UUAUUUUAUGUGACCAGUGAGCAUCAACUCUUGUUUCCACUUUCCACUAGAUUUGUCUACCCUUCGUUGGGACGGUAACUCGUGGCACAAUUGACAGCGAUUCAUGGCGGCGGCUCUAAGCUUUCCCCCGCUUCUCUCAACCACACGCCACCACUGCAACCAGCCAACCUCAAACUCUACUUCGGUAACGGUCACUAACGACCGACAUUUCGCCAACCACCCUAUCCUUAAACAAAUCGACCUAUGUUUCAGUACAAAACAGCUGAAGCAAGUCCAUGCCCAGAUGCUCCGCACGGGCCUCUUCUUCGACCCUUACUCUGUCAGCAAACUCAUCACCGCCGGUGCCAUCUCCCCUUUCUCCGAUCUCGACUAUACCCUCCAAGUGUUCGACCUAAUUCCCCAACCAAAUCUCUACACUUGGAACACCCUCAUUCGUGGUUAUGCUUCGAGUCCUGACCCAACUUGGAGCCUCCUAAUCUUCUUGCAGAUGCUUCACCAGUGUCCCGAGUCUCCCAACAAGUUCACCUUCCCUUUCGUGAUCAAAGCCGCAUCCGAGCUUUCGGCUCUGCGGGUGGGAAAGGUCUUUCAUGGAAUGGCGAUUAAACUGUCGCUCGCUUCAGACGUGUUCAUCCUCAAUUCUCUUAUACAUUUUUAUGCGGCCUGUGGGAAUUUGGAUACCGCGUAUCAAGUUUUUGUGAGUAUUUGUGAGAGAGAUGUUGUUUCUUGGAAUUCCAUGAUCACGGCUUUUGCGCAGGGGGACUGCCCUGAAGAGGCUUUGGAGUUAUUUCAACAAAUGGAGGUUGAAAACAUGAGACCGAAUAAUGUGACGAUGGUGGGUGUUUUGUCAGCUUGUGCGAAGAAGUUGGAUGUGGAGUUUGGGAGGUGGGUGCAUUCAUAUAUUGAGAGGAAUGGGAAUAGUCAGAAUUUGACUUUGAAUAAUGCCAUGCUUGAUAUGUACACAAAAUGCGGGAGUAUUGAGGAUGCAAAGACAUUGUUUGAUAGAAUGGUAGAGAAGGAUAUUGUGUCAUGGACAACUUUGCUUGCAGGGUAUACUAAAGUGGGGGAGUUUGAUGUGGCUCGACAGGUUUUUGAUUCGAUGCCGAGCCAAGAUAUUGCAGCAUGGAAUGCCCUAAUCUCUGGUUACGAACAGAGUGGUAAACCGAAGGAGGCGCUGGCUAUGUUCCACAAAUUGCAGCUCAGUAAGGAUGCCAAACCGGACGAGAUUACUUUUGUGAGCACUCUAUCUGCUUGUUCUCAAUUAGGAGCAAUGGAUUUAGGUGGGUGGAUUCACGUGUACAUCAAGAAGCUGGGGAUUAAUUUAAAUUGUCAUCUCGUGACCUCACUUAUUGACAUGUAUGCCAAGUGUGGGGAUUUAGAGAAGGCGCUUGAGGUUUUUUAUUCAGUACAGCAGAAGGAUGUGUUUGUUUGGAGUGCAAUGAUUGCAGGUUUGGCAAUGCAUGGGCGUGGUAGGGAAGCAAUUGAUUUGUUCAUGAAAAUGCAGGAAGCAAAAGUUUCGCCCAAUGCUGUGACAUUUAUCAAUGUAUUGUGUGCUUGUAGCCAUACAGGAUUAGUUGAAGAAGGCAGGCUUUUUUUCAAUCAAAUGGAACCGGUUUAUGGGGUCGUUCCUGGAGUCAGGCAUUAUGCGUCCAUGGUUGAUGUUCUCGGUCGGGCAGGCCUGUUGGAAGAAGCUAUGGAAUUUAUAAAGAAUAUGCCAAUGGCUGCUAGUGCUUCUGUAUGGGGGGCUUUGCUUGGGGCCUGUAGAAUUCAUGGGAACGUUGCCCUAGCUGAGCAGGCUUGUACUCGCUUGCUUGAGUUGGAGCCUAGAAAUCAUGGAGCCUACAUUCUUUUAUCAAACAUAUAUGCCAAAUCAGGGAAAUGGGAAAAUGUUUCACAGUUAAGGAAGCUUAUGAGAGAUUCUGGAUUGAAGAAAGAACCUGGUUAUAGCUCAAUAGAGGUCAAUGGUGCUGUUCAUGAAUUUAUGGCAGGAGAUAAUUUUCAUCCUCAAGCCAAGAAAAUCUACUUAAAGUUGGACGAGAUUAUGCAAAAAUUGAAAUCAAUUGGUUAUGUGCCAAACAUGGCCCACCUGCUGCAACUUGUUGAAGAAGAAGAUGUAAAAGAGCAAGCACUGUACCUUCACAGUGAGAAGUUAGCUAUUGCCUUUGGACUCAUUAACAUGUCUCCGUCUCAACCAAUUCGAAUAGUGAAGAAUCUUCGUGUUUGUGGAGACUGCCACACAGUUGCUAAGCUUGUAUCUAGACUAUAUGAUAGAGAGAUACUGUUGAGAGAUCGAUAUCGGUUCCAUCAUUUUAAAGCAGGGAAUUGCUCCUGUAAGGAUUAUUGGUAAAUGGAACAAUUGAUUUAAGAAUUAUAAAAUGGUAACUGGUAUGAAACUAGAUCCAAUCAACAUGACAGCAGACUAUGCAGACUAUUGUUGGGACAAGUUAGUAUGAGGCAAGAGUCGUUGGAAUCAUGAGCUGAAGUUGAUCAGAAGAUGUCUGACAUAAUGAUUCCAUUAAUCAAUUGGAAGCUUUUAGGAAGAAGAUAAGGUACACGUAGGCAGAAUACAACAUUCAGUUUAUCUAUGCUCAGGGAGCAUUCCGAAGAUUUCCUGCUAGUUAUGUUAAUGAAUGCAAUAUGCAUAAUUGGCUAUACCUCUUAUUAGACCUCCCGUUGCCUAAGAUACAUGUUUAUGUCACUCAGUUGAACAUUUGUUCUCUUAUAUUUCUGGAAAAUCCUGUGGAUCAGAACUUGUAAAAUUGUGUUAUCACUAUCAAGCUCAAAUACAAAAAUGAAAUUAUUAUUUGAAGCAA
Messenger RNA from Malania oleifera, 2810 nucleotides. Its product is annotated as pentatricopeptide repeat-containing protein At2g29760, chloroplastic. Gene Ontology annotation, biological process: RNA modification. Gene Ontology annotation, molecular function: protein binding; RNA binding; zinc ion binding. The coding region runs from base 104 to 2344 and encodes 746 amino acids. The transcript has a single exon. Lineage: Eukaryota; Viridiplantae; Streptophyta; Magnoliopsida; Santalales; Ximeniaceae. The record is from RefSeq and is a predicted model, not a curated record.